AUGGCUAGUUUGACAGUCACGACGUCAAGUAAAAAUAGUUCUCGUGGUACAUCACCGCACAGAGGAAAUAUACUAACUCACCAUCGACAAUCAUCCGCUAACCUGGAGCACGUGCCAAAGAUAUGUAAUACUGCAGUUGGCCAAACUGGAGAAGGUAGUACUGGAAGCGGAGAAAGCAGUGUCUGUGGAGCUACGGCUAUGAAGAGUAGUGCGAGACAAAGAUCACCCGGUGCAAUGGCGCGAUCCGGUGAUACUUUGGACGAAACAAACCAAACAAAUCCGUCCAACGUUGAGUCCGAGGAUUUUGAAACAUUUCAUACUACAGCACAGUCGUUCUUAUCGAACGGUUCGUCGGAAUUAAUAGGCGAAGAUGUUGACUCGAGUGGAGCUAGAGUUCGCCAGGCGAUAGAACAAACGCAAAAUAAAAUAACAAAGACUCGAGAGCUGAUACGUACAGAGCAAAAAACCCGAGAUGAAAAUGUCAAUGAGUAUCUUAAACUCGCUGCGAAUGCAGACAAGCAGCAAUUGGCGAGAAUAAAGACGGUAUUUGAGAAGAAGAAUCAAAAGUCUGCUCACAAUAUUGCUCAGCUGCAGAAGAAAUUGGAUAGUUAUACGAAAAAAUUGAGAAAUUAUGAGAUGAACGGCGCGCCGACGAGUCAUCGCCAGCCCCGAGAGGUUCUGCGAGACAUGGGUCAAGGAUUAAAAUUGUCUUCCAGAAACGUGGGCGGUAACAUUAGGGACGGAAUAAGCGGAUUUUCGGGAAGUGUCAUGUCCAAACCCAGGGAGUUCGCGCACUUGAUAAAAAAUAAAUUUGGCAGUGCCGACAAUAUAAAUACCCUAUCACCAAAAUAA
Molecule: messenger RNA, 852 nt
Organism: Cotesia congregata
Lineage: Eukaryota; Metazoa; Arthropoda; Insecta; Hymenoptera; Braconidae
Source: the annotation of a GenBank genome assembly